UCAGAGACUUUGUCCAGGAGAAAAUUUGUCCAAUUCGCCGCUAUUCAUCUGCUCGCGCACAUGUGGAUUACUGUAAGGAGCCAAAGGACACGCGACCUGUGAUUUGAACUUCCUCAGGAAGUGGAUUUGUGUGAAGACCUCCUCUCGUAAAGAAACCAGAGGCUCUCCAGCACUCCUGCCCACUCCACUCCACCAGCUCUGCGACUGGACAGCACUGCCCUGGUCUGAGCCACCCACUGCCCUGGUCUGAGCCACCCGCUGCCCUAGACACUCUUCCUGAGGACCUUGCUCUCUCCCCUUGCACCUGGAGCCAAGAUGGACGCCCUGUGUGCACUCCUGCCUGCGCUGCUCCUGUGGGCUGCCAUGGUAACCGCAGAUCCCAGUUCGGCGUGUAGCCUCUUUGACCUCCCAGGGGACACGAGCAACUGGAUCAGUGUGGAGCGCAAGCCCCAGGGUUGCUCCAGCAGCUUCGUCCUCCACAACGGCACAGACGAGCUGGAGAUUCACAUGCUCCACCUGGAUUUCACCAAGCCAUCCCAGGAUGGCUAUUCCUUUUGUGAGGUGCACCUGCCGUCGGAAUCCAAACCCUCCAAGAUGAUCAUCAGCACCAGAGGCAAUGCAGGGCACACACUCUACCUGAAUGUCAAAGGGAACACCAGCAACAUCGUCUUCCAUGUCCCAGAGACGGUGACCAUUCAACCACCUGCAUUACAGUCGACAUCAGUACUAGAACACUUUCCCCUGGAAACAGAGGAGCUCUUGAAGUGGGCCAGUGAUAAGUUUGGUGGCGUAACAUCCUUUACAGAAGUGCAGAACCCAACAACAUUCAGUUUCACCCAAAGUCCUGCCUCAGGUCCAAACUGCACCUUGAGCCCCAUUGAGAACAUUCCCAUGGAGGUGGUCAAGUCAUCAAGCCAAGAUCACGUGAUCAACUCAUCAUCUGUGAAGUCCUGCUACCUUCCAGCCAGCCAUCAGAAGCAGCUGCACAUCAUCAAUAUCCCCGAAGACACUGGCAUCCGUCAUGUGUUUGUGGAUGCCGUCUCCAAAGAUGCCAAGUUGUUCAUGAGAGGCGCCAAAGACACUGUGUGGGAGGUAUCGGGGGCAAACCAAUUUGCGACAAAUGGCCUGAUAAAGCUACAUCUUGGACCGCCGAUGGCGCUCCCCAGCAGGGGGAUGACCUUCCCGGCCAGUGCCCCAGAGCUUCAGCGGGAGGCCAUGGUCCACUUCAGCACGGACUCCUUCACCAGCUACUCUGAGAUCCGCACCAGAGCCCCCGCUAUCCACGUUGUCCUCGGCGUACAAGAAGAAGACUGGACAGAUACACUGCUGUAG
Messenger RNA from Alosa alosa (allis shad), 1332 nucleotides. Its product is annotated as endoglin-like. The transcript has 9 exons. The record is from RefSeq and is a predicted model, not a curated record. NCBI's taxonomy places the organism in Eukaryota, Metazoa, Chordata, Actinopteri, Clupeiformes, Clupeidae. Bases 316 to 1332 code for a protein of 338 amino acids.